UGGUGAAGCUGGUGAAGGGCGGGCGAGGUAACAGUCUGAGUGAGUGCGAGGGAAGCCUUAUCACGGAGGCACGGCUGAAGACAACAUUUGCAAAAUGCCGAAUAAAACUAAAAAAGAGAAGGAACCAACCAAAUCUGCAAAAAGCAGCACGAAAAACAGUAAUGCCGGUGGCGGAAAGGAUGCUGGGACUGAAAAUUCAGAAGAGGCCCAGCAGACAGCCAGCAAGCGUCCGAGCAACAGCACUCCACCUCCCACUCAGCUCAACAAAAUUAAGUACUCUGGUGGGCCUCAGAUUGUAAAGAAGGAGCGUCGACAGAGUUCGUCACGUUUCAACCUCAGCAAGAACCGGGAACUGCAGAAGCUUCCCGCCCUCAAAGGUAGAAAUGACUCCAAACAGAACAUAGUCAUGGCUCACAGCUGUUCGUACUUUGUUGAUGAUUUCUUGGAAUGAUCAAGUGAUCUGUUG
Molecule: messenger RNA, 466 nt
Organism: Sinocyclocheilus anshuiensis
Lineage: Eukaryota; Metazoa; Chordata; Actinopteri; Cypriniformes; Cyprinidae
Product: serine/threonine-protein phosphatase 2A 56 kDa regulatory subunit delta isoform-like
Exons: 3
Coding region: 95-451 (118 amino acids)
Source: RefSeq, a predicted model, not a curated record